Messenger RNA from Amphimedon queenslandica, 1686 nucleotides. RefSeq lists its product as uncharacterized. The coding region runs from base 1 to 1611 and encodes 536 amino acids. NCBI's taxonomy places the organism in Eukaryota, Metazoa, Porifera, Demospongiae, Haplosclerida, Niphatidae. The record is from RefSeq and is a predicted model, not a curated record. The transcript has 3 exons. Gene Ontology annotation, biological process: proteolysis. Gene Ontology annotation, molecular function: cysteine-type endopeptidase activity.
AUGGCCUGUUCGAUGACUACAUUGUUAGAGACUGCGUUUGAAGUAGUUCCAGAAGCUGUAGGGCUAGCAAUAAUUAUUUCUAAUAACUACGAGCAAGAGUGCGACAACAAGGACAAGCGAAGACGUCACAACCUACCUAUUCUACAUGCUACAAAAAGUGAUGGAGAUUCAAUGGCUGAAGCUUUUAAAGAGCUAGGCUACGCCAUUGUGCGUAUACACAACGAGAUCACAGUUACGUUCCUGAAUACACUUCUAAGGAAAGCAACCAUUAUCCAAUACCCAAAGUCUUGCAAAAGGAUAGCUUUUGUAUUUGCUGGCCAUGGACGAAAUGAGCCUAAAUCUGGUACCACUCUAAUUAUGAAUGAUGGAGAGAGUAUACGAAUAGACUCCAUUGUUGAGACUCUUUCUCCUCGUGAUCCUGGUAAUGCAAUUGGUAAUAAGGUCCGCAUGUUCUUCAUUGAUGCUUGUAGAGGAGUUGGCAGGGACGAAGGAAGGCUUGUACCUCGAGGUGAUGGGGAUCGUAUAGAUCUAGAAAAGCAACGGCUAUCAAUCAAUGCUGCUAACUACUUGCUUUCCUUCUCAACCCUUAUUGGUUUUGAGUCAUUGGAACAAAUAGAAAGUACAGGAGAGUCUCAGGGACUAUGGCUGCCACGCGUUGCCAGAAACCUGAUCACUUGUGAUGCUUCAAUUGGUGACGUUCUGAUAAAAGUAAACGAGGAGCUGUUGACUGAAUUUCAAAACGAAACAAAGUAUCCGCGUAUGAUGCAACCAGUUUUCAUUAACACACUCAAUGAGUCAGUGUUCCUGUUAAGGGAAAAGCUUCAAGCUAUAGGAUUAAGUACAGCUGCAACAACAAGUACUGAAUCUAGUGAUAAAGACCAAUCCAAAGUGCCCACCAAAGUGACCAAACGUCCUAGUGCUGAUCAGGCUUCCAGACCUGAAUUAGCAGCUGCUCUCUCUCAACAAGCACCAGGGGCUCAAAUGCACAUUACAGAACAGCCUUUACCUAGGGAAAGAGCAAUGAGCUUACCACCAACAACAGAAUUAGUUCAACAAAAAGCACCACUCCCCGAUGACAGUGGUUAUUACAAAAAACAGCUUAAUGAGUUGAUGCAGAAGAAGAUCAUUAGUGAUUCUUACACUAAGAGUUGGAAGGAAGAGGUCCACCCCAAGAUUCAAGGUAAAUUUAAAGCCACAGUUGAGUGUGUGCUGCUAGUUGGUGACAAUAGCACUGUCUUUGGAGAUAGCAAGGAAUAUUAUAAUGGAAAGAAUCUUGCUAAAGAAGCAGCAGCUGAAGAUGCUGUUAGAAAAAUAGGGGAAAAAGUACCAGGAGUAGUUUCAGCAAGAAUAAGUUCACUGCCACCUAUAGCUACUGGUAGAAGUGAUAUACCAGUACUUACGAACAAGCAGAAUCUUAACAAUCAUUUUCAAGGGGAGCUACAGGAUAGUCUACCAACCUAUGAUACAGUGCAAGUUGACGACAAUCGAUUCCAAUGCAGUAUAACCCAUGAAUGGUUUGGCAGCGAAACGAUUACUGGUGACAUCUGCUCUUCAAAGAAAGAAGCAGAAGACAGUGCUGCAUCUAAAGCAUUGGAACGCUGUCAAAAAUAGACAGACAGUAACGUCACAUUUAAAUGUAGCAAUUUUCUGCUCAUUUAGUGACUGUUGCUGUGGCUUAUAAUUAUU